GUACAAAGCUAGAGCAGAGCACCAUUACACCUUCACAUUUUCUCUACACAGAUAGUAGCUUCCAUUUUCCGCAAACCGCCAUGGACAACAACCCUCACCAAUCUCCGACUGAGGCCGCGGCGGCGGCAGCAGCAGCGGCAGCGGCGGCUCAGUCAGCCACAUAUCCACCGCAGACUCCAUACCACCAUCUCCUUCAACAACAACAGCAGCAGCUUCAGAUGUUUUGGACUUACCAGCGUCAAGAAAUCGAGCAAGUCAAUGAUUUCAAAAACCACCAACUUCCCCUUGCUCGUAUCAAAAAGAUCAUGAAAGCUGAUGAAGAUGUUCGUAUGAUCUCUGCUGAAGCUCCGGUUCUGUUCGCGAAAGCCUGUGAACUUUUCAUUCUGGAGCUCACCAUCCGUUCUUGGCUUCACGCUGAGGAAAACAAGCGCAGGACUCUACAGAAGAAUGACAUCGCUGCGGCGAUUACUCGUACUGAUAUUUUUGAUUUUCUGGUUGACAUCGUUCCUAGGGAUGAGAUUAAGGAUGAGGGUGUUGUGCUUGGACCCGGAAUUGUGGGUUCUACUGCUAGUGGUGUGCCGUACUAUUACCCUCCGAUGGGCCAGCCGGCUCCGGGUGGGGUGAUGCUUGGUAGGCCUGCUGUUCCUGGGGUUGAUCCGUCAAUGUAUGUGCACCCUCCGCCGUCACAGGCGUGGCAAUCUGUGUGGCAGACUGGAGACGAUAAUUCCUAUGCUAGUGGAGGUAGCAGUGGACAGGGUAACCUUGAUGGCCAAAUUUAAAAGAUCUCGCUGCUGCCGGUUUGGAGGCUUAACAGCACAUGUGAAACUAAUGGUUAUGAUAGUGAAAUGUAAUUUCUUCUCUCAAAUGUGAAUCCACCUUUUAUGGCUUCUGUCCAUGGAUACUGUUUAACUGUAACCGACUUGAAUCUUUGUCUGUAUAAAACUUGACUUUUGUGUAUUCCUGGAUUUUACUCUUUAAAAUCCUUUUGGGGUUGCUA
Solanum stenotomum is the source of this 997-nucleotide messenger RNA. Its product is annotated as nuclear transcription factor Y subunit C-1-like. The record is from RefSeq and is a predicted model, not a curated record. Gene Ontology annotation, biological process: regulation of DNA-templated transcription. Gene Ontology annotation, molecular function: DNA binding; protein heterodimerization activity; DNA-binding transcription activator activity, RNA polymerase II-specific. The transcript is spliced from 2 exons. Bases 81 to 779 code for a protein of 232 amino acids. Gene Ontology annotation, cellular component: nucleus. Lineage: Eukaryota; Viridiplantae; Streptophyta; Magnoliopsida; Solanales; Solanaceae.